Molecule: messenger RNA, 6353 nt
Organism: Marchantia polymorpha subsp. ruderalis
Lineage: Eukaryota; Viridiplantae; Streptophyta; Marchantiopsida; Marchantiales; Marchantiaceae
Source: the annotation of a GenBank genome assembly
GGGGUGCUGUCACAGGAAUCGAAUUCAUCUUCAAGAAACCAAAUUUGCUCCUAGUUUGAGCAGGGUACUGUAGUCUUGGAGCUUAGACAUGUACAUUACCUUGGUCCUGGGAACGUCUUCGCCGUAGGGGGGAGCUCGAUUGUAGAAUUAUACACUGUGGUUAGGGUUUCACUCUUUGUGUGUGAAGUUCCUUGCGCGAGCUGGAUUCAUUUUGUCCGUCAUUUUUGCGGUAUGAUGUAGGAUUGAAAUCAGUCGAAAUUCUCCCGAGGUGGAAAUCUGGACGAAGAAGAAGAGAGGUGGCUCUUACAAGGGCCUUGAGGGUUUGUGGCUUGAUAAUGAGAUUUUGGGUGCGGAAUUGUGCCUUCUAGGAAGGCACGACGUGUGGCUCUUGCGCAGACUAGGUGAUAGUUCUGAAGGUUAGAGCCGGGUUUCAGCCAUGGGGAGGAAAAAGUCCAAGGGUUGGAAAGGUUCCGAUUCGGUCGAAAAUCGGGAGCCAAAUGUCAUAAAAUCGACUGAAGCCUUAAAUUUGACGAAAUUGGAGAAUGGCAACAGCGUAGACGAGCAGACUGCUUCUCUUGCUGCAGACAAGCUAAUUCUGAGAAUUGCGGAGUAUCGCAUGGCUUCUGAUGAUCAAAAGGCCUCUGUUUCUCGGGAGGAUUCCCUUUUGACAUUAGUGGAGUAUCGCAAAGCGGUAGGAAAGGCUACGGAAGCGGUAGAGAGAUUGGCCCAAGUUUCGGGGAAGAACGGAGCAGUUUUGAGCUCUACGUUGAGGCGUCUUUUAUUCUCUCGGCAGAAUUCCCCGCUUCAUUUGUGGUGGACGUACGCUGCCGCCGAAAAAUAUACGCAUCUGGAGACUAAUGCAGAUCCCUUGCUUCAGGGUGCCUCUAUUCUGGAUUUUGUUGGCAAAUUGUUAAUCUCUAUGAAGGCUCUUAGCGCUGUGAAUACUAGUGGAAAUUUGGCGGUAGCUGCCAUGGCUCCCAUUGUAGCUCUGCUCCAUGACGCAGUUACCUUGUUGCAUAAGUCCGUGGGGUCGUUAAAAGGCAAGGUUAGAGAUCCGGACUCCUUGGAUGGAAGGAAGACUCGAAAUCUAGUGAGGAAAAUGAAAGCAACGAUCAGAGAAAUUCUUAGUUUCAUAGUUGUUUGUCAUAGGAGGGACCUUCCGGAAUACAGGAUCGUUACCACAUUGCCAUCUGCGGAACAUAUCGCUUUGAAAUCGGUCGAAUGUGUACAACCAGCAUUUCCUCUGGCCUCGAAGCAUAUGAUGAAAAUUUUGAAUAGAGAUUCUUUGAAUUCAGCUGUCCUUGCUGAAGUUGUCUCUGUGGAAGUAAUAUUACUACAAGCCUUAGUUGAAACCAUUGAUUGGCGUAGCAGAUGUAAGAAACAGAUGAAAGUGCCCAGCAUCGGACAUGAGUUUGCGGAGAAGAUCAAAUCUCUGGCAAGAUACUCGAUAUGUACCGGAAGUACUUUCUCCCCACCUGAAAUGCUGCUGGAUAUGCUGCUGGAGAAACGACUACCUGUUGGGGAUUUGAUGGAUGACAAAGAGGAGAAGAUCGUGAGGGAAUGUAUUAUCGAGGCUGUUUUGGUUGAUCCACCAGAGUUCGGGCUAUUUGAGUUGACAUCUCAGAAGAACGUAGACUCGAACAACGUGCUGUUCAUGAAAAAGCUCGCUGUUGGAAGACGAGCAAUUCAGCUUUUCAGAGCACAGGACGACCGAAUGCGAGCAGAUACCAUUUCCAGACGAAUUGCUUCUUGGGUCACACCUCCACAGCUUAUGAAGUGGUUGCAAGUGCAAAAGAGGCAUCUCCUUCCAGUGACAGCGCUCUUAGGCUCCCAAGCUUUUCUAAAUUGGGUGGCAUCUACCUCGGAUGAAAUUGCAUUCAAAUCAAUAUUUGACAGGUGUGUGACAGCUUUCACACCUGUAGUUGUUUACAACGAUGCAAAUGGCGAGUGCAAGGGUGAUGACCUUGACAUGGAAGACGAAGAUGAGGAAGACCUUUUCUUCGUUGAUACUGCCGGUCAAGCUAAAGAAGAAAGUCUGGAUAUUGCUGCCGAUUUGGCUUUCACUGCUGCUGCUAAGGAUAUCAAGGAGGGCAAGACUUCAGGGAAGCGGGAAAAGGAACGAGGACCCAUAUAUUCGCGAUUACCACAUGCAGCGAUAGGUAGUGAUAAAAAGGUCAAGAAAAUUGUGGCCGAACUAGAGGAGUCAAAUUCAGACUCGGAUUCGGACGCAGAAGAUCCUAAUAUGGUAGAGGAUGAUUCAAGUGCAGAAGAUCCUGCUUUAGCAGAGGAUUCUAGCUCAGAUGAUGAGCCUAUUGUAAACCUUGUAGUUGACGAGGUAGAGCAGUCGAAGAAGAAACGAAAGAACUCUCGGAAGAGUUCCAAGGAAUCAGACGAAAAGGUUGAGAAGGAGGCGGUUGCAAACCCAGUAAACCCUCCUACGGUGAAGGAAGACGCUAAGGGAACAAAGGGCAAAGACGAAGAGAUGUUGGAAGCCGUGGGGGUGCCAACUGACCCUCUGGUGCUUUCAAAGGAUGAGUUGUGUGGAAACGAGAAUGCUGAUAGAAUGGUUGAUAGAAUGGUUGAAAGCACACUACUUCCUGUGCCGAAGAUCCAGUCGAGUAAUAAGCAAGACAAACAAGUUACGGGAAGGAAGGAUCAUGAGAAAAUCGAUGCGCAACUCGGGUGCAGUGAAGCAAAUCCUAACUCGGUGUUGCCCUUGGUCGAGGAGAUGCCCGAAGGUUUUGUCCAAGGUUCUACAGAACAGGUUGAGUGUGGAGCAGUACCAGGGCCCAAUCUCUCUCAUGUGAGUGAGGGAGAUCCUGAUCAGGAGAUGGUGGAAGCUUCUUCCGGAGUUUCAGCCUUACGUAAGCCACCAGUUGAUCGGAAGAGUAGGAGUAAGCAAGAUUUGGAAGUGAGAGGGGACAAGGACCCUAUUACAGUGGAAAUGGUGAUGACUUCAGCUUCUGAAGCAGCAGAGAUCGGAGAGGAAACCGCUGUUGGAUCCUCAAGUAAGAGUCUUAAAAGGAGCAAGCGAAGCAGGAAGGAUGGUGCAGAAAAAAAUCCGGACGCAUUGGACGCAAUGAAUUCUCCAACUGCUGUCGAAUCGGCGAACGAAUUUACAUUGCUGAAAUCGCCUCUUUCUGCUCUCGGAAUUUCAAGUGAGACAUCUAGUAAGAGCAAGCGAGGGAAGAAGGACACUACGAACAAGGAUACAGAGACAGGUGACAGUGUACCUUCUACUCCCACGCCUACAAAUCAGAAGGAAGUCAAGCUGAUGGAAACACCUCCCACAGUUGUCGUGACUUCAAGCGGAACAUCUAGCAAGAGUAAGCGAGGAAAGAAGGUGAUUGUGGAUACGGAGACAGUGAAUAGUGAACCAUCCGAGCUCCCUAUCUGUGCUGAGGAUCCUGAAAAGCAGGAAGCAGCACCUCCGGUUACGCUAGCUGACUCAGUGGAGACAUCUCGUAAGACUAAGCGAGGGAAGGUCAAGGGAAUCGAGACGAUGGAGAAAGUGGAUUCGGGAUCCCCUGCCAUCAUCGGGUUUGAUUCUGGAAUACAGAAUGCUGCACUUGCGAAUGCCUCGGAUCAAUCUCUGAUGCAGAGCAGUGAGCGCGGUAAGGUGUCCAGCGCUAACGUGGAUACUGAGACAGUGGAGACUGUGAUCUCUGCACCCCCUGUUAACAGCGAGAAGGACGUUGAUUUACAGGUUCUAUCACCUCCGUCCACCACUUCAAGCAAGAGUAAGCGAGGAAAGCAGGCUUAUGCAAGCAAGCAGACAGAGACUGUCGAGACCCUUGUUUCUGCAGUCCCUGUCACAACCGAGAAGGACUUUGAAACGCAGGUUGCAUCUCCCUUGUCAAUCACAUCUGAAACGCCUUCAACUAAGAGCAAGAGAGGCAAGAAGGCCUCCGCGAACAAGGAGUCAGAAGCAGCAGAGACAGUUAUCUCUGCAGUCCCUGUCACAACCGAGAAGGACUUCGAAACGCAGGUUGCAUCUCCCUUGUCAAUCACAUCUGAAACGCCUUCAACUAAGAGCAAGAGAGGCAAGAAGGCCUCCGCGAACAAGGAGUCAGAAGCAGCAGAGAUAGAUAUCUCUGCAGUCCCUGUCACCACAGAGAAGGACUUUGAAACGCAGUUUGCAUCUCCCUUGUCAAUCACAUCUGAAACGCCUUCAACUAAGAGCAAGAGAGGCAAGAAGGCCUCCGCGAACAAGGAGUCAGAAGCAGCAGAGAUAGAUAUCUCUGCAGUCCCUGUCACAACCGAGAAGGACUUUGAAACGCAGUUUGCAUCUCCUUUGUCAAUCACAUCUGAAACGCCUUCAACUAAGAGCAAGAGAGGCAAGAAGGCCUCCGCGAACAAGGAGUCAGAAGCAGCAGAGACAGUUAUCUCUGCAGUCCCCCUCACAAGCGAGAAUGACUUUGAACGGCAGGUUGCAUCACCCAUCUCUAUUACAGCUGAAACUUCGAGUAAGAGUAAGCGAGGCAGGAAGUCAGCCGCAAACAAGGACGCGGAGUCACUGGAAAAUGUGGAUGUUGCAGCCCACGCGGCGAUCGAAGACGAUGCCCUUACAGAAGCGAGGUCUCCAUCCCCGUUUGCGUCGGAUGAACCAUCUGGCAAAAGUAAGCGAGGGAAGAAGGCAACUGGGAACAAGCUUCCAGAUACACUUCCAGUUGCAUCUCAUGUCCAAAUGGGGGAAUUGGAAACGCAGGAAUCUAUUCCUCAGCCGAAGCUGGUCGACUCGAAUAAGGUUCCGAGUGACCUUGAAGGAGGUUCCGAGGUCGCAACUGACAUGGAUGCGGAGGUAGUACCAGGUAAACUAGCUGUAGCAGGUAUUGAUGCCAAAGCAGUAGAUAGUCUGCUUUCCCAGGCUACAUCUGGCACGGUGCAGAGGACUCAAGAGCUGGCGAUUGCCGUUCCGACAUCCUCAGAACUUACUGGCAUGACUCAGGCUUCCGCAGAGAGGGAUGUGGAGACAAUGGCCAAUGUCCCAUCAUCUUCGUCACCCACCUCGAGAAAGGGUAAAAGAGGCAGGAAGCCGAAGGCGAAACUUUCUGCUCUUGAGUCAGAAGGAGAUUUACCGCCCGUUUUACCAACACCCCGUAGAAUAGCCACGAGAGGUACUACUCCUCACAUUGUCGUUGAGAAGGUAGAAGAUAAGCUUGAAGAAGACGAUGAGGCACCUAUUGUUCUUGUGACCCCACACAAGACCCCUCGCAAAAGUAGGAAAAAGGUUACGCUUCAGGAGCCGCAGGAGAAAGCAAGCGAAGAUGUCAAGGUGCCGGCUUCAGUUCCAGCUUUGUACUCGACGGAGGAGCAGGGCAAGCUUAAAGCCUCUUCAGACUCUGGAGCUUCAGCUCCGCCGACUUCUGUCCAACAAACUCCAAGUAGAGGCAGGAAGCGCUCCAAGGCCCAGGUCAUUUCUGAAGACGAGUUUGAAGACUCACCGACGACAUCAGUGCAAGCCACUCCAAGCAGAGGCAGGCCGAAGGGCUCCAGGGUCAGAGUUGUUACUGAUGAUGAGACUGACGAUACACCGACCCCUUCUGUGCAAGCCACUCCAACCAGAGGCAGGCCAAAGAGCCUCAAGGCCAAGGUGGUCACGGAUGACGAAACCGAUGAUACACCUUCCCAUUCUGUACAAGCCACUCCUACCAGAGGCAGGCCAAAGGGCUCGAAGGCCAGAGUGGUGAUUGAUGACGACACUGAUGAGACAUCAACUCUCGCCGUCCAAGCGACUCCUAACCGAAGUAAGAAGUCUAGUAAAGCGAAAGUCGUAGACGAUGAUGAGGUUUUCGAAGAUUUAUCGAGCCCCUCUGACCAAGGGACCCAUGUUAGAGGCAGAAAGAGCUCCAGAUCUGCGGAUGCGGAUGAGUGGGUGCCACCAUCUGCAACAAAGACUCCGCGAAAGAAAACCAGGGCCUCUUCUCAGCCACCGGAAGAGGACCAGGAGAUGGGCGAUCGGUCGGGAUCUAUUCCUGUCUUCAUUCCCAGGAGGAGCAAACGAGGAUCUGCUUCAUCUCAAGUUGAAGGGGAGUCCCUGGAUAUGGCCCUUUCACCAUACAGAUCUAGCAAGAAGAAAAAGUCUACGCUACCAGUAAUAGUUGAUCUAGAAGAUGACGAAUGAAUCGAGUCCGCUUAGUCCGCACUUUCUAUAUUUAUGCUUUUUAGUAGUGUAGUCUUCACUACCGGCUUGUAGGCAAAUUUUAUGUUAGGGGAGGAUAUAUUCCCUAACGUUUGAUUCAACUUGUAUAUAAUUGUUCCAGCAGUGUAGGAAGUUGAGUAAACGUUGUUAAGGAUGGAUCGAGGUCAAAUGCAAAUUCAAAAGUAUAUCUAUCUAGAGCGUCUGAGUUGGU